UAGUUUUAAUAACUGCCUGAGUGUUUUUCCUCCUUGAAAUGUAAUUGGCUAAAUAAUCAUCCAAUAAAAACACACACAGCGGAAGCGUCAUAUUUUUCUAUUUGCUGAAAGAUAUUUUUUUAACACUGUCACAACAUGGAAAAACAAAUAAGGAAGCAGAAAUAUAUCGAAAAGGUUUUCAGUUUUUUCUUUGUGUACUGCCUCUCACUCUCAUCUUAAAUUACAAUAACAACGUGGAAGGAGGGUGAAACUUUUCUCCUCCGGAUAAAUGAUCUUUCGGAAAACCGACGUUUGGGUUAAGAUGAAAGAAAAAUAAAUUUUGCAUAACAUAUCAAUCUACAAUAGAAAACACCGGUAUAGAAGAUGUGUUCUCUUGUAAAUUUUAUCUUUUUGAAUUAAACUUUGACAAUCACUGGAAUUAUGCACUUAAAGACACUAAAUAUAUCAGAAAUGAGCUGAUGAGGAUUCAGGCGAAUAUACCCAAAUUUUGUAUUACAUAGCAUGGCAGUAAAGUUAUUUCAUCGAAUCUAUAAAGCGGUUAGUCGGAAAAACAAAGAUAGCUACCGGCACAAGCAACUAAACGAGACAAAAUACUACGUCGACGCUGGUCAGUAUUUUAUCGAACGUUGCGACUUAAUUAUCCGAGCAAACGAUAACAGAAAAAUCAAAAAAAAUUCUUCAAAAGCAAAUUUGAACAGGCUGAGUGGGAUUAGUUUGAAGUCGUAUAAUGAAAUUGGACAGCAGAGAGCAAAAAGAAGAAAUGCUAUUUUCGAGUUGUCCGAAGAUGAGCGAGUUGGGUUAAGCUUGGUCUUAAAGACACAUAUUCAAACUCGAAGAUUACUCGAUUAUGGAAUGCUAUAGCGGUAAAGAAAUCCGUUAAAGACUCGCCGCGAAGAAAAUGUGUAAAAUUUAAAAAGAAUCGCUGGCCGUGGAAUUGGCUCGUCAUACGUUGACUGCGAUGAAGAUUUUAUUUAUAUUAUAUAACAAUUUUGAAAAAAAAAAGAAUAUUUAAAAGUAUUGUGGACAACAUUGAAUGAACUACAGUGCCUUUGACGACCCGGGAAAAUUAUUUUCCUUACUAAAGAACAAUUAAAUGAUAAAAAAAACAAUUUAGUUUUUAUUUUUAUACUCGGUUAAUGCAAUAUUUCUUUCUCAUACAGUUUGUGAAAUGUAUUGGGUAAGUGAGUCGAUGGCAGGAACCUCAACUCGUUUUAUACAUGGUCACGGUCAGAGAAAUACAACUUUAAGACGCAUACUACUUUACUCAACUGAGACAGAAGUCUGGGCUCGAAAUUGGGUAAUAAACAAAAGAGUACUAAAAAAAUAAUUUGUUUACAUUUUUUUAAACAAAAAAUAUACAUAAAAAAGAACAAAUUUUUGUAGAAUUUUUAAUUUAUUAUGUCGUAAAAAAAAACUGUUUUGAUGUUUAUUCAUUUUUUUCUGCUGUAUACAAAUGAUUGCGUUGUAGUUUUGCAGAUUAAGGUAUCGGUUAGCUGUCGUGAUAGGAGAGGACUGAUUGCCAAAGCUCCCUAUGCCUCUUGCAUUUGUAGCAUUAUUUGAUGUGAUUUCAUUGAUUUGUAGCCUCAUUGUGUGACACAUUGGUUUAAAGCAUCAUUCGGUGUGAUCUCAUCGGUUUGGGCAAGGAGUAUUCGGUGUAAUUUCAUUGGCUCGUAGCAUCAUUCAACGUGAUUCCAUUGGUUCGAUUGUUUUCUUCUACGUCAGAUUAAUAACUUUGUGUUUAUUAGAAAAAACUUUGUGGAAUAUA
Hydractinia symbiolongicarpus is the source of this 1765-nucleotide messenger RNA. RefSeq lists its product as uncharacterized. The coding region runs from base 502 to 861 and encodes 119 amino acids. The record is from RefSeq and is a predicted model, not a curated record. The transcript is spliced from 2 exons. NCBI's taxonomy places the organism in Eukaryota, Metazoa, Cnidaria, Hydrozoa, Anthoathecata, Hydractiniidae.